This is a messenger RNA of Pocillopora meandrina, 5982 nucleotides long. The record is from the annotation of a GenBank genome assembly. NCBI's taxonomy places the organism in Eukaryota, Metazoa, Cnidaria, Anthozoa, Scleractinia, Pocilloporidae.
CUUACAGUCAGCAGCUUUGAUUUGGGUGACAAACAAAAAAGAUGGGUUGUGAUUGGAAUCACAUUAAAUAGGCUUCUAUUACCAGUUCUCCGUGACUUUGCGGGCAAGGAACUUGCUAAACACUACACAUCAUUGAAGAGCUCCAGUGGAAUAGAUAAACAGGUUUAUUCCACUCACAUGAAGAAAGAUGGUUCAUUUGAUUUAAACUAUGGCAGCAUCAACAACAACUGGGGAAGAUUCAAGAGGAAAGUGCAACUAUAUGAUUAUAAAGUGGCGUCUGCUGAGAAUCUGGCCAAACUUUACCUUGAACCACAUAUGGCCAAAUUUACAGGUAAAUGAUUAGUUACGAAAAUUGGCGGCAAUUUCGCAACGUAAUUGGCCGAUUUGCCAUCGUCGAUAAGAGUACAAACAACGCUGCUUGCGUCAACGUGUCACGCAAUGUCUUUACAAGCUGUCAAACAUGGGUGACUUGGACAUUUUGAUAUUGUGGAAAAAAACAAACUGAUAGUGGUUAGGCGUGGUCUGUACUCUUAUCGACAACGAUAUUCGUCAUCACAGUCAAAAUUUGUCGCUAAGAGUACAGACCACGCCAAUGUUGAAUCUCUAGUCGAUCUUUUUGCUAAUUAUAACUUACAGUGGAAUAUAAUGACAAGGAACAAAUCUGGGAAUAUGGAAUCGUUCCAGAUCAGCCUGCAGUUCCUUAUUGGCGCGUCAAUCUCUGACACAGGUCGCCUGGCGUACUUGGCGUUAUACACAUGUCGAAGAGACUCUCGGCCCAACGAGACUCUGAAGUCAGUCAAGAGCCAUACUUGCAACUUGGAAACUAUCCUGACAGAUCAGGAUAUCGUUUACACGGCUUUUUUAAUGCUUUGACUCGAUCUUUCUCUUCAGUUCACAAAUUGAUCAUGGUAAAAUCCCCUUUUCGGUUACGGCUUUAUCUCGCUUUUUAGCCAUGACAUGUCAAGUCUGCUCAAGUUGUUGUGUAAAGUUAGGGUAACUUUGGCAGCGGUUUGACGCUGUCGAGUCACUACCUUGACAUGCAGGAGCUUCAGGCUUACGCAAGAGUGUAACAAUAGUUAAAUGAGCCUACUGAAUAAUGGCUGAAUUUGACCUGAGAUGGCAUGAGCACUAAACGAUGCAAUGCAGCAGUUAUCUUUUUAGAUUAAGAAGACUUUCAGAAGGCUUCUACUGAUAAUGUAUCUUGUAAAGAUAUCUUACUCCUUGUGCUAACUUAAAAUAUAAAUCUUAUUGCCUAUUUUCAGGUUUUGAUAACACAUGCGACUUGUCAGCAGUGUUAGGAAUGCUGGCCAACUCGUCUGUGUUUCAUACGCGCAUCCAAACAAAUGCUAAGGAUGUGCGCUCGAAAGUAAGAAAUGAGUGGGGACACUGUAACUUUGAUCACUGGAAUGAACCGGAUUUCAACUACAGUUUCCAACUCAUGGAGACAUUAAUUCGUUCUUUGGGGCUUCCAGUGGCUGAUGAAAAGAAAGUACUUGAUGAACUUCAGGAGUGGGAAACUAAGGGUCAGUAAUUUCAAUAACGAUAUGGUGGUGUGUAUGGGGCGUAUCAGGCCCUAACCAACACUUUUGGAUACCUCUCCCUGAGUGAGCGCCAGUCUUUCUUUAAGGUCUUUGUGAGCUGAUCUUCUUUACCGGCAUUUACCUUGUGGGGAUUUAUCUACUGUCUCGAUGGAAAGUGUGAAGUCCGUUGUUUUCCACCUUUCCUUCUCAUUUCUUUCUCUUCAUUAUAAAGGCGCCUUGGCUACCCAAGGUAAAAUAAUCAUAUCAUGGCUGACGUUGUAUCCAUUUAAAUUGUUUCUUGGCAGGUUUGCAAUUGUGUAUGGGUUGCCCAGUGGACAAGGAUUUGAUGAAACUUGUCAGUAUUGAGGUCAUCAACUUAGAACAAAACUUGGAGGCCAUAAAGAAAUCCAAUGCUGAUGAAGCCACGAAGAUACGAGAAGCUCUUCAAGACGCCAUAGAUGAAAUAGCGAAGUUUGAGAAACGUAUAGCCGUCAUGGAAAGUCGACUGGAGGAAGAGCUGCAGGCGAAAUCAGAAAAGAACAAAGAAUUCUCAUCAGCGAUUGAAGAUAUUUCUAACAAUAUAAAUAUAAUAGAGGAACGCCAAGAUACAAAUGAAAAAAACAUUUCUUUGUUGGAAGAAAGGCAAAAUGAGGUAGAAUCAGCUGUAGCCUCUUUAAAAGACGGAGAGAGUAACCUAAGCUCAAAGGUGGAGGUUUUAGAGUUCGGACAAACUCAGUUAGAUUCUCGGCUGAAAAAGUUAGAAGGUAAUUUUAACGCCGUAGUCGAUGCUAACAUUUUUCAACUGCCUAGUCGCAAUCGUUGCUUUUGUGGUCGCGAAAGUGAGCUAAAAGCAAUUGCAGCGCGAUUAAAAAAUACUACGAGGGGUUGUUCUGAAUCAGUAAUUUGCGGUCUCGGGGGUGUUGGAAAAACAUCUCUUGCUGUCGAGUUUCUCUGGCGACAGAAAGACAAGGAGGAAUAUCCCGGUGGUAUUUUUUGGAUUUCGGGCGAAAACAACAACCUUUUUCAGUUGUCUGUCAGCGAGAUGGCACGUCAAGUUGGAACUUUUGAUGACAAAGACUUUCCUAAUUCGCUUUCAAGAACCUUGGACUGGUUGACAAAGCGUGAGCAGCUGUGGUGUCUAGUGGUUGACAAUCUGGAUGAGUUAGAAAUGUCCAUUGAUAUGCGGAAGUUGCUUACUGGUCAUUGGAAACAGGCUGCACGUGGUCAUAUCAUCACAACCACAAGGAGAGAAGCAACCGAAAUCGAAGAAGAAACGGGAAUCGAAGAAAGCUCUUGUAUUGAGUUGAAAUGCUUUAAAAAGGAAGAAGGAGUUCAGUUCUUAAAAACAAGAAGUGGAACAGCCGGAGAAGACAACGAUUUUCGUAAGUUAGUUGGAGAGCUUGGCGGAUUGCCUUUAGCUCUUGAUCAAGCAGCUGCUUACAUCCGAUUCCUUCGCCAGCCUAUCAAAGAAUAUCUGAAGAAGUAUAGAAAACAAAAGAUGCUUCUCUUGAAGAAGAAGAAGGCUCGCAAUCUGGUGGAAAAUACAUCACCUGAGAGAUUGGCAGUUCACACAACAUGGUUGUUAAAUUUUGACCACGUCAAUCAAAUGUCAGAAAAGAUGGAUCUUGGAGAAACUCCCUCAAUCGUUAUGAAAAUGUCUGCCUACCUAGGUCCCGAUGAUAUUCCUUAUCAGGUGAUAAACGAAGGGCUCCACGUGGUGGAAACCCCUGGCCAGGAAGUAAGUGAUUGGUGGGAUGCAGUCGAAACAGUGUCCCUGCUUACGAAGUUUUCCCUUUUUCAAAGGCAUGGGACAGAUUCUUUCAGUGUUCAUCGUCUGGUUCAAGACGUUAUUCGAAGUGAGAUUGAAAAGGACAAAAUUGAAAAGCGUAUACUUUGCUACGCAGUGUGCGCACUCAACCAUGCAUUAAAAAACACGCGCUCGCCAGCGGAAAUCUGCCAAAGUUUCGUUGAAGAUGCUGUUUUCAGCGUUGAGAAUCCUCCUUCGUUACAAAAGUGGGGCAAGCUGGCUUCGCACUCGACCUAUUUGCAAGAGCAUUUGCUUAGCUACCUGGCGAAACAUGAACAUGAUGUCGAAAGUUUGCGUACUUUGCUCUACACUGAUGCAACUGUUCGUAUCUUUAACGAAGCAGCGAUAUUUUUUAGUGUUUCGCAGGAGAAAGUGAAAGCUCAGGCAAUGCAAAAAAAGAAACUAGAGUUGUUAGUGCACCUUGAAAAGCCAACCCCUGAGGAAGAUUGCAACUUGCCGCAUUAUUUUGUUGAUGUACCUUUAAAAGACAAGGACUACAAGGUGAUAACUUGUUGUAUGAGAAAUCCUCCCUCUGAAAAUGAGGCUGUGGCUGAAGAAAACGAAAGGAAGAAGGAAGCCGACCAACUCAGAGAAAAAGGAAACAAUGCAUUUAAAAAUGGCAAGCUCAAAGAAGCACUUGAUCUUUAUGCAAGAGCCAUUGAUUUGUGCCCUAAUGACCACCGCUCGUUUUGUAACAGGGCCCUCUGCCAUUUGAACCUGGGAAAACCAAGAAAUGCUCUGGAAGAUUGUCAAAAAUGCCUUGAUCUAAAACCUGGUUACAGCAAAGCACUUCAACGAAAGGCUUGGGCCCUGCGAGAACUUGUUGAAGGUGGAAAUAGUGAGCUCGAAGGGCAGAAACGUGCAGCUGUGGCCUGUGCCCUUCACUUCGAUCCCACUCUCCGCCAAGACGAAACGUUUUCCCGGAUGUUUCCCGAAGUGCUAGUUCUUCGUAUCAGAGAGAUAUACAAUGAAAAGCAGCUAGCGUUUGCUUUGAUGACGACUCGAAGAAACGAAACCUUGUUGUUACACGAAAGAGAGUACCAUCUUAGUGCCUUUGGAAUUGUAAAUGACCUUCAGAUUGUAGGUCUCGGACCCCACACUUACUUAAAUUGUGCAAAGAUUUGCCGAAUUAAUAACGCCAAAUGCUAUUUUGAAAAUAUUGUGUUUCCUAGAGGGAAUGUUGCUCUAAUCUGCCGUGGAAACAAUGGCGCUGUACACUUAAAUCAGUGUGAGAUUUCAGGAGGAGGGACAAGUUGUGAGGACUUUCCGGAAUGUAACGGAGGUCCAGGCUGUAUGGCGCCCUCUUUAGGGAAACUUGCUUGUGAUCGGACAGGAAGGUUUGGUCGUUCAGUGUCUGGCAUAGCUGGCUUUCCGGGAGUCGACAUUUCAGACGAGAGCUCUGGAUUGAUUGAAAACUGUGUAAUUUAUAGGUGUGGGGGUGGAGGUGCUCUUGUUUGUGGGAAAGGUUCUCGACUAUUGGUUAAAAACUGUAAAGUGUACAAGAACCACCAAUCUGGAUUAGAGGCAAGGGAAGGAGGAGAACUUGAAGCUCUUGGAAACAAGAUAUUCGAUAAUGGUAAUCACGGCAUUCUGAUUUGGAAGCUCUCUGGGAAAUGUGACAUCAACGACAAUAAGAUUUUUGAAAAUGCAAAGGUAGGCAUUUUUGUUGUCGACACAAAAGAGAAGAUAACCCUACGCAACAACAGUAUCCAUCACAACAGACCCUUUGGUAUUUCCCUUGAUCAUGACAUUUCUCAAGUUCUUAUUAGCAAAAAUGAGAUUUUCGAGAAUGGAUUCUGGGGUAUCCUCGCUAAAGGGCGAACAUCGGCAUUCAUAGUAGGAAACAAACUCACUGGUAACAAGUGUGGAGGAAUUAUUAUUGGUGUCAAUUAUUCUGGAAGGGUUCAUCUAGAGAGAAAUACUGUAAGAGAUCACAGUGGCCCUUGGCUUGAGUAUCAAUUCAAAAAUGGUGGCGCUACUAUUGAUGACAGUUUACCUGACGUCAAAGAGGCUGAUGCUCUUCCGGAGGGUGAAACGCAUUGUUAUUCAAAGCCUCCCAUUCUAAAAGAAAAUAAACAAUUUAACAAUGAGGAAGGCUUGUAUCAUCCCAGAGAGCUGGUUGAACGACUUAGCAAUGACUGCACUUAUUGUCAUCGUCAAAGACACAAAACAGUGCGGUUUAUGAAGUGCGCAGGAUGUCUCAUUGCAUCGUACUGCAGUAAGGAAUGCCAACGCAACCACAGACCUAAGCAUGAGACAUUAUGUUUCGCUCUUAAAACUCGUUAUGCUGUGGACGUUGACCGUAUUUCCCUUACUAUGUCAGAAUUUGUAGCAAUGCCGCGGAUGUUUGGCUCUCACUUGGUGGGAAUUGGAGAGGGUCCAAAACCAGAACCUAACAAGGAGUUCAUCGUCAAAAUUCAAACACAAACUCUAAACAGCCACCCAAUGCAGUUGCUAAGCCUUUACGACCAAAGUGUCACUAUAGAGUGUUUUAUACAAAGUCCAGAAAUCUUCAACGUGAUAAUGAACUGUGGCGUUCUUGGAGCUUUAAACAAGUUUACAAGUAAGAAAUGUUUUUUCUGGGCCAUGUUUACUGAGCCAGGAGGAAAACUGACAAUUUAUCUUGAUCAUUUGGCUCCUUAUCAGAAGUGGUAA